AUGUUUGAUGCAGUGAAGUCUUCAUGGCCACGCCCAUUGUUCAAUGCAAUCAAAGUCCCGGCCGCCUGGAACAUUUGGAAACAAAGGAACAUAUGCUACUUUGACAAGAUUACUGCAUCCCUGUAUGAUUGGAAAAGAGCACUCAAAGCUAACUUGGAAAAUCUUAAAUUCAGAGUUAAUCCUGAAUUGGUCUCCUUUCUUGAUAGCUUCAUCCCAAACCUAUCUCUAAGGUUUUGUAGUACAUUUCUUGGAACGUUACAAAAUUUCUAUGGUUUCCGGUUUUUCCCCUCGCUCACUUACUCACCCACUCACCCAGUCGCCUCUUCACGCUCAUUCCCCUCGCUCACCCACUCCACCAAAUCCCUAUCCCGCGUCGGCGACGCACCUCCCCCUCACUCGCGUCGGCGAAUCAACCGCGUCGCCGCCCUUCUCCUCAGGCGUCGCCGCCGGGCCUUCUCGUCUGCGUCACCUCUCCCUCUCGCCUGCAUCCUCAGCGCCACAGUCGAGCCAAAGUUGGAUAUUUUAGCGAGGUCGAGUAGGAGCGUGAGAAGCGCGGGCACGACGGCCUUGUCCUGCUCGAGGAAGGCGGCGACGGAUGCUAGCGCUCCUCGCCGCCAUCGACCUGCAAGGAGGAGCGCCGUGUUGGACGUUGCCAUCUCCGACGCUGCUGGUACUCCUCCGCCGCUACGAGUGCCCUGUCACCUGCACCCAGAUGUAUUGUGGUCAAGAACUGCUCUCUGCCGCGGGAGUAGAUUGGAAAGGCUGCUGCUGCCACUACCACUCGCCGAUUCGGGCAUGAGCACAUUCUUGGAGUGGAUCUGCAUUUCAGAAAGUUAACAAGUGGGAGUACAUGGAGUACUACAUUUUAAGUCGAGGAGAAGAUGGUGCCUGCUCCGUGAUGAUGCCACCAGCACCUACGACUUCCUCGACCACCACCACCAUGAUGACGACUUCCUCGAACGUGUUUAGGCCCUGGACACUGUUUGGAAUCUGUGAAAAGAACGCAACAGGAGAACUUUUGAAGCAAAAGAGGCAUCGGCUAAUGUGGUUUUCUCCCUGAGUAGGGACAAGGUUAAGGCCUUCAGGGCUGCUUGGCGCGAGGGAUACCCCUGGUUUUUCUUGUUUCUUUCUUCUUCUUAAUUACCUUUAUCAUGUGCAAAUCUUCUAUGUUCCAGCUCUUUCUGCAGGCUACUUUAGCUGUUCUUUUUCUGAAGCUAAGCAUGUUGUGAGAAAGAUAGCAGGAAACAUGAAAGUCCAAUUCAGAGACGAGCUGUGCAGAUAGAAAUUCAUGUGUCACGUUCUUUGAAUUUUGCUGUAACUUACACGAUGAUAGCGAACCAUUUUGUGGUGGUUACGUUCAUCCUCAAUCUCAAGCUCUUUAAGCGUA
Triticum dicoccoides is the source of this 1387-nucleotide messenger RNA. RefSeq lists its product as uncharacterized. The transcript has 5 exons. The record is from RefSeq and is a predicted model, not a curated record. NCBI's taxonomy places the organism in Eukaryota, Viridiplantae, Streptophyta, Magnoliopsida, Poales, Poaceae. The coding region runs from base 1 to 837 and encodes 278 amino acids.